UCGAUGCUACCUUUGUAUGAUAGUCUGUUGUUUGUGAUCGUAAAGCAUUAACUGCGAGUUUUCACAUCGACGCUGUAUAUCUCCCUAUUUGUAUCUUCUUGGUCCUCUUCACCAAGGCGAUUUUUUACUUUGUCACUUGUGGUGAUGAAACGCCACCACAAAUCGCUAUAGAUUAUGAUAACAAUCUCUGCUUUUUACUGACGAAUUUUUCGACUUUUUAGUUCAAUUAAAUGGAAGAUAUACGGAAAUAUUCCGGUCCUAAACCAUCAGAAUAUAUGCAACGCUUUCUUGUCGCACUGCCAGCGAACAAACGCCGAGACGUCUCAUCCGUUUUGUCAAAUCUUCGUAAACAUCUGCACGAUGUGAUUCCCGCUAAGGCCUCUUCCAAACAAUACGUCGCACUGUUACACCACUUGUCUGAAUCCUUUUCUCUUAUACCUUUGCAUAUGCGCAAGAAUAUGAAGUCCCAUUUGUUGGACGGUCUAGCUGUUAGCUUACCCACCUCUAGUACUUCUUUUUCUUUAUUCACAAUAUGUCUUUGCAUCAUAGAAUUAAGCGCUUUGCGAAAUGCUGACCGUUUGGAUCUGGAGAGCCAAGAUGUUUUAGAAACAAUUACUCGCUUGAACGCAACAUUGCUACCAAACUUGUCCGACCAUGUCCUCGCGCAGCGCACCAACCUACCGAGUCUGUACGCUUGGGCCCUUUGCAUUCUGGUCUUCAGUUUUCAGGCUUGCGGUGAAUGGCUUUGCGCUAACCAUUGCUAUUCCGAUGCCUUUGCUUCUCGUCGCAACAUCCUUCAAUUUAAUCGUUGCGCUUUGGACCAUCCGAGUGUACCACCGGUGAUGAAAUUCGCUCUGUGUUUGCAGAGAAAAAGAAGUGCAUUUCCUGUGCCACCUAAGCCGUAUAGUUUGUUUGACUUGCUCUUCUCCUGUGCUGUAUCUGGAAAUCAUACACUACUUGCGACUUCAUAUUCCUCUCUGCGAAUCCACCCUUCGGUUUGUCUUCUGGAGGCUUCCGAGCCACCUGCUUCUCUGUCAUCCUUUCGCGCAACUCCAAACCGCCUUAACAGCUGCUUCCCUUCUUCCAACUUGGAAGACAUCAAGAAGCUAACCCCAGAAACUUUGCGCGAGCUAUUAAACAACGGAAAUGUCUCGCAAGUUAUAUCGUGUCUUCAGUCAUUCAAGCGUGCAAUGAUGCAACUUUCUGGUGAUCAUGAUUCUCUCACCCAUCAUCUCGUCACUACCCUAAAGUCCACAACGCAACUUCUUGUACGGAUAUAUUCGGAGUCAGCGUCAGAUUACUCUACUUAUGAGAAUGCCUUCUAUAUCCUUGUGCAUCUUUGGUCCAAAGCUGCAGAACAACGUACUCUCCUGAAAUCCCUACCCCAGUCUUACUUAUGGCUGGCCGUUUUCAUGCAUCCGCAUUAUGAAUCAAUGAGUCAAUCGGGUUUUAUGCGCGCCGUAAUAUGCCUAGCUCGGUUACUCACCAGCUAUCAAAGCUUAUUUCGCUCCAGCAUUCUCGAUUCUCCCCAUUGGUACUUGCAAAUGAUCACGGACAUCGUUGUUGCGGUGAUCGAUCGUCUGGAGAAAGCUCAGGACAACCAACCUGAUGAAUUGGAAGAGGCUAUGUGCAUUUGCAUAGUCGCCAUUUCUCGGCCACUUGCUGCGUUGCACAUCGACAAACCAGACAUCCGUGUCGAGUUUUCUCGUGUCCUCAAGAUGUCACUGGAGACUAUCGUGUCUCGCAUGGCUUCUUGCCAUUCCGCUCGACGCAGUGUGGACAAAACUGCGGUGGGUGAUGCAACUGACAAGCCAAUGCUAGGGCUGAGAACCCGAGAACUGAUCUAUCACUAUCUACUAUUCCCCAUCAUACGUGCGGCCGAUCCGUAUGCUUUGUCGCAAGCUCGUAUCGGCAUUCGACCAGCAGCGGCGAAAAUUCUUUGGGAUCAGUUGGUCACCCAAGUGAUCGGUGAACCGGAUGGUGACCGCGUACUCUCUAAGUUGGGGUCACGGAAAACACCAGCUGCUUUGGGUGGCUUGCACGUUGCAGUUAAACUCGCUAUCAAGCGCCGUCGUUAACGCAACUGGUAUCAUAUUGUACAUAUGCCUUUUGAAGAAGGACUUCACUGUAAACCUGCCUUAACUUUUACAUCCUUUGAGUUUCGGGUUUCGCUGGUAUAACUCUCGCUUAAUCCUCC
Molecule: messenger RNA, 2197 nt
Organism: Dicrocoelium dendriticum
Lineage: Eukaryota; Metazoa; Platyhelminthes; Trematoda; Plagiorchiida; Dicrocoeliidae
Source: the annotation of a GenBank genome assembly